This is a messenger RNA of Synchytrium microbalum, 3057 nucleotides long. RefSeq lists its product as uncharacterized. Gene Ontology annotation, biological process: mRNA splicing, via spliceosome. Gene Ontology annotation, molecular function: protein binding. Bases 1 to 3057 code for a protein of 1018 amino acids. NCBI's taxonomy places the organism in Eukaryota, Fungi, Chytridiomycota, Chytridiomycetes, Synchytriales, Synchytriaceae. The transcript is spliced from 14 exons. The record is from RefSeq and is a predicted model, not a curated record.
AUGGACGGGAAGGCAGCUGAUUCGAAUCCUGUAAAUUCAAAUGCUACAAAUAUCGCAUCCAGCCCUGGAACGACACGCCCCUUGUCUAUCGCAGAAACACCAACAUCAAUUUCAUCGUCAUCAACAUCACCAAAUCCCAGUCGAGCGACACGAACUUUGGUGCAAACAGAUACUUUUAGAUCAGUCUCUAGUGUUGCAAGUGAUAUAACUUCUGCUAGUCCAAUCCCUUCAGCUGCUCCAACAAUCAACGCAGCGGAAGUCACGCCUAUUGACUCUAUAGAAGAAUCAGAGGGCCCGUCCUCGCUACUGGAUCAACAGCGGCGGCUAUCACUAGACGAACAGCUUGGCCUGCUAGAUUUGGCUAAAGCUAAUGCAUAUGUCGGACUACAGAACCAUUCUAUUAGACCCACGGAGGAUAUAUUUAAUGCUAAUGAACCUCGUAUUAAAGAAGACAUUAUUCGCAUGAUUGCACAGUAUUUAUCAGAUGAAGGAUAUCAAACGUCCAAGAUGACUGUACUCGAUGAGGCUACGGUCAAGUGGUAUGAGCGAGAAGAGCAGCAAGCUGAUGCCAAGAGGAUACGAAAGGCUAUACUAGAAGGAGACUGGGCUGAAGCCGAAAAGAUUUUUGCCAGACCAAUGCUCAAGAACCAAAAGGGAUUCUUGUAUGCCAUGUAUAAAGCAUUCACGUUUCUCAACAAGCGACUGAAACCGCUCGAGAAUUUGCAAACUACACCAACUGAAUUCAAAGAUUUAUGUUACUUGUUGACUGCCAAAGCUGUGACUGAUGUACCUAGUUUCAAGAAUUGGGAGGGUGUGGGUCCUGCUAGGGAACGAUUGGCUGAACAGUUUCAAAAUAUGCUUGAAUUCGAGAAUGCUGACCGUCAAGGUUCCGUAUUUGUCCCUCCUCAUCGACUUUUAGAAUUGUUGAGACAGGCUGUCGCAUACCAGAUCGAGUUUGCUAGAUAUCAUCCAAGGAUAGCUCCCAAAGUGUCCACCCUCUUGCAAGACUACACAUCUGUCGUGAUUCCUAACGCCAUACGGCAUAAUUUCACUGGUCAUACAGGGAACGUCAAGUGUGUUGAUUUUGUGGGUGAUGAUGGAAAAUGGAUUGUAUCUGGAUCUAGCGAUAAUACAGUACGCGUAUGGGAUUUGGAGACUGCCAUGGUCUUGUCUGUAUUGGAAGGUCAUACUUCUCGGAUAUGGGACGUGGCUUCUAGUAGGAGUGGUGCUCGUGUGGCCAGUGCUAGUGGUGAUGGUACCGUGAAGAUAUGGGACAUGAAGCUUUCCACUCGGCUUUGUUUGCAAACGUUAAAAGGAGCCGUUGGUGAUGUGUAUGCUGUCAAAUUCCAUCCUUCAGGAACCCAUGUAGCGACAGGAGGAUAUGAUCGAGCAGUGCGACUGUAUGAUUUAGAACGUGGAGUAGCUGUCAAGACAUUUACGGGCCAUCAAUUAUCUGUAUCCCGCACUGUAUUCUCACCUUUGGGCAACUUGAUUGUCUCUGGAUCAAAAGAUUCAACGAUUCGAUUUUGGGAUGUUGUAUCAGGACUAUGCAUAAGAACCAUUACCUCCCAUCUGGGAGAAGUGACUAGUGUCGAAAUGAGCUCAGAUGGUCGUGAAAUGUUGAGUUGUAGUAAAGACAAUUCUAAUCGAUUGUGGGACUUGAGAAUGACACGUCCUAUACGGAGAUUUAAAGGACAUCAGAACACUUCCAAGAACUUUGUGCGUGCCGGGUUUAUGGGAGAUGCUAUUGUCGUUGGUGGUUCUGAGGAUGGUAUUGUUUAUUUGUGGGAUCGUGAUACGGGCAACAUUUUACAGACGUUACCAGCUCAUGAUGGGGUAGCCUACUCAGGAGUGUGGAAUACGCGGCAGAGCUUGUUGCUAAGUUGCGAGGAAAGCAAUCCGUUUGUCACCUUGGUGCUUGCUGCCCAGAUGGAGUUGGGGACCGCUUACUUUUUGAACAGCUCGACUGCCCAAGAGGGAUCCUCAUCCCUAAGCAGUCAGCGUAACGAUUUAUAUAAUUUAUCACCAAACGACACCAUGAACUCUUGCCUCCCCCUCACAGAGCUCUUGUCAUCAUCGCCCAAACACAGCAACGCACAGCAACCUGCCGGGCUUUCGAAACGAAAAUCUACCCACGAGGACGAUAUAAUAGGUAAAUCAUAUACUCGGCUCUAUGAGCAAUCAUCCUUGGACAACGCCACUACCAUCGCUUCAAACACUUGGUUUGAAGAUUCCGAAACACACAUUAGCGAAGUCACAAUCACACAAACAUCGACUUUACCACCAAACCGGACUAUGAUGGCCGACUUUCGAGAAUCACGGGCUAAACGAGAACGGGAUUUAUCUAGUGAUGGUGAAGUUACAUCAGAUGUGGAUGAAAAUUCUGAUGCUGAGGAGGACGAAUCUGAAGAUCACAUAUGGCAUCACAUCAAACGAAUCAAACCAUCACCUGCUCAAGAAGAUGAGUUGUCAAACAAUCGCAGUAAUAAGAUGGAUGAGGACGACCAACCUGGAUUUGUAGUCAUCAAACGAACAACAGUAUCAGUAGGACAUCAUCGACAAACCAAACCUGUAUUCUCAGCUGUAUCAUCAACACCAGUAGGUAAACCUCAACCAAAGAACCACAGCGAUUCGCCAACUCCCUCAAUGAAAAAUUAUCGUAUCACGAAAUCUGUUCCAAUGCAAAAGAAGAUCGCAAGGAAAGCACGUACUGAUUCGCCGAGAAUACAAUUAGCGAAAAUAGCAGGUGAAACGAUUCAAGAGGGGGUGUAUGGUGAUGGUGCUGCAGAUAUACUGGAUGAUGAUGAUCUGCAUCUACACAAAUGUCUUCCCAAUUGCACUCAUGGUCGAUUGUCUCCCGUACCUCAACGUGAUGCUCAUGCACAUGAACACUUGGAAACUGCUCGUCAGGACUUGGUUGUCAAUCUCACGAGGCUCAUACGAAGAUCAAGUAGACGAGUCAUGAACAAGACAGGCAAUGCAAAAGCAAAGGCACAGAAGGAGACUGAUACCUUCAUGGCCAAAAGGAGGGCUUUGAAGUCUGUUAAUCAAAGAUGA